Messenger RNA from Cladocopium goreaui, 855 nucleotides. Lineage: Eukaryota; Dinophyceae; Suessiales; Symbiodiniaceae. The record is from the annotation of a GenBank genome assembly.
AUGGACGACUUUGACAUUGGCGGCUGCUUUGAAACGGGGGACUUAGACUUAGAGGACUGCGGCUCCGCAUCUGUCAAAUUGACCCAUGUGACACAGCCUCGCUUGUGGAAGAACGGGUUCAAGUCAUCAAUGCAAUGCUUGGCAGCAUUUGUGGCAUUGCCAAUGAAAUGCUCCUCCUUGGCUUUCCCCUGCACCAAACGGCCGUCGCUGGUGCGUUCACCGACCAAGAUGCAAUCCGAAAUGGAAACGGAACCAAAGAGCUUUCCGGCCGUUCGCCGGCACAGCUUGCGCGCCUUGGAGUAUCUUCUGAAACGUGAGGCCUCAGACUUGGAUGAAGCUUGCCUCGGUUGUCGGCCACUGCAUGUGGCGACACAGGUCUGUAUGUUCAACGGCGAUGUGGGGUACUGCAUGAUGGAGCUUCUUUUGCAACAUGGGGCGAGGCCCAACCGCGUUGUGGGUGAUGACCCGGAGAUGGACCCGCCGUUGCAUGAAGCCACGAAACGAGGUUCAGUGCCUGCAGUCUCGCUGCUGCUCAAUGCCAGGGCCAGUCCUGAUGAAGUCAAUGGCCAUGGAGACUCCCCGCUGCACCUGGCUUGCAGGCAGACGCCAUUCCAGGGCAGUGACACGCAGAGUGAGGUCGUGUCUUUGCUGCUUCGUCAUGGUGCGAAGCCGCUGGCCUUGGAUUCUCUCGGUCGGCCCCCGAAACGCUAUGCGCUUGAUCCAGUGCUCGUGGGGAAGCUGACCGAGGCUGAGAGUCGCUGGUGCAGAGGGGAAGCUCUCUUGGCAUGGCGCUCGUGGAGGCAUGCCACCAACAUCUUGCCGGAGCUCUUCGAAAAAAUCGUGAGCUUUUUGUGA